Molecule: messenger RNA, 417 nt
Organism: Gilbertella persicaria
Lineage: Eukaryota; Fungi; Mucoromycota; Mucoromycetes; Mucorales; Choanephoraceae
Product: zinc-finger domain-containing protein
Exons: 4
Coding region: 1-417 (138 amino acids)
Biological process (GO): mitochondrial electron transport, NADH to ubiquinone
Source: RefSeq, a predicted model, not a curated record
AUGCUUCGACACUCAUUACGCUUGAGACCUUCUACAGCACGUCAAACCAGUUUGAAGAGCUUUUCUGCUGCCUAUUCAACUUCUCUUCGCCCUACUGAAAAGUCUGUUGCUCCUCAAGUCGAACAGUCAGCCAACCGUGCCACUACUUGGUCCGAGACUCAACGUCCCAAGUCUGAAGCUUUAGCUGGUCCUCGUUUCGAACAAACCGACCUUACUACUCAGCCCAACCCUAUGGCUGCUAUUGACCUUAUUGCUGAAGAACCCAUUCGAUUUGUUAAUAAGCGCAUUGCUCACUGUGAUGGUGGUGGUGGUGUUUUAGGUCAUCCCAAGAUUUAUAUCAACUUGGAUAAGCCUGGACCUCAUGCUUGUUCUUACUGUGGCAUUCGUUUCCAAAAGCCUGAAGGCCAUCAUCAUUAG